Molecule: messenger RNA, 679 nt
Organism: Arabidopsis arenosa
Lineage: Eukaryota; Viridiplantae; Streptophyta; Magnoliopsida; Brassicales; Brassicaceae
Source: the annotation of a GenBank genome assembly
ACCAGACUUUACUUAAUAAUCUCCAAUGAUUUGGCUAGUGGAGGAGUUGGUGAACUUUUAGGCUUUUAACACAGUUACAUAAUGACGUUACUUUUAAUCAUUGUCCAAUCAGUGACGUCAUACGAGAUUUUUUUUGUUUAUCUUUUAAACAAUUAUGAGUUAUGACUGAACGAAGGAAAUUAUCAUCUUCUUCCCAAUCAAAAUUUUCAGCAGCGAAAAUGGCGAACAUCGGCGUGGUGUCGACGACUAACAAUCAGGUGAUUCUCCGUGACUACGUGAGUGGAUUCCCUAAAGAAUCCGACCUCUACAUUGCCGCAACCACCGUUGACUUACGUGUACCUCCCGGAUCCAUGGCGGUUCUAGUCAAGAACCUCUACUUAUCUUGUGAUCCUCACAGCCGCACUCGCAUGGGGAAGCCUGAUCCCUUGUCCCCUGCUUCCAUCGCUCAUGCUUUCACUAUAGGCAAGCCAAUCUCUGGGUUUGGAGUGGCUAAAGCAAUAGAUUCAGAUCAUCCAAAUUACAAAAAUGGAGAUUUACUUUGGGGAAGAGUUGGAUGGGAAGAGUAUAGUGUUAUUACUCCAACUCCUUCUUCACAUUUCAAGAUUCAUCAUACCGAUGUUCCAUUAUCUUUCUACACUGGACUUCUUGGAUGAUGAAGCAAGAAAAUUUUAUGGGUCAU